Molecule: messenger RNA, 1406 nt
Organism: Musa acuminata AAA Group (dessert banana)
Lineage: Eukaryota; Viridiplantae; Streptophyta; Magnoliopsida; Zingiberales; Musaceae
Exons: 4
Coding region: 585-1271 (228 amino acids)
Source: RefSeq, a predicted model, not a curated record
UUACCUAGUUUCCUUUGGAGGUUAUGAGUCAUAUCAUCAAAUGACAUCAGAAUCCUACGCGGGCUAAUCAUGGUAUCAAAAUAUUUAAAGAGGAAUUUUCCCUCAACAUUAAAGAACAAAUAAAUCUCAUGUCUUUUCUCCGCCUUAGUGUUGCGAGGAAAAAGAAAAACUUAUUGAUAUUAAUCUUUUGAUUUAUAAGAGCCUCAUAAGUGCAAAAAAUGUUCAAUACUUUGACAGGAUUUCCUAUUGGCCCUAAAGCAAAUCAUGUACAUAAGGUGAGAAAUACUAACAUGAUUUUUAAAUUUAAAAGGAAGUAGCAUAUGAUUAGAACCAACAUCAUUAAGUAAAGUAGUCAAGAUUUGGGUAGAUAUAUAUGUACGGUGAGAGGGGAUCUACUUGUCUAAUCACCUUAUGACUUUUAAAGAAAGCAAAACAAUCCCAUUAAUAAGACAUGAGAAAACAAGGGAGGAAAGGAAAUAAACUUGGUUUCCCCUCCGCUCCUUCUUAUCGCCAUUGCUGCAUCCUUUUUGCCUCCUCCAGAUCCCUCUCCUUCGUCGUUCUUGAUCCACUUCGCUUUGAUUGUUAUGCGGAGGCCUCGAGGGUCAAGGCGUUGCUCGACCUCAAUUCCUUGCCUUCUCCUGAUCGGUUGUGUCUUGCUCUACUCGAUUCCUGGCAUUCUUUCAUCAAGGAUAGUUUCCCUAGGUUCAAUUGUGAUAUUCACUACUCAUGAAUGGCUACCUAUGAAACCAAUCGUUUAUUUUCAUUGUCAAGGAGAAAACAAGACUGUCUUGCCUGAUGUAAAGGAAAAAGAUAUUUUAUACACUUUCCGUGGUGAAGAAUCUUGGCAGCCUCUGACACAACUUCCGGAGAAAAAAUGUAAAAGAUGCGGUUUCUAUGAACAAGACACUUUUAAAGCUGAUGAUGUCUUUGAUGAGUGGGAGCUGUGUGCUGGUAAUUUUGUGGAUGGAAAAUAUGUUCGUAAAAAGAACAAAGAAUUCAACGCCACGUUCAUAUGCCCUCGGUGCACUGGUUCCGAUGGUGUUGAUGAGACUCUCGAAUCAAAGGACGAGGCUUCUGGCAGGAGAGGGAAAAUGGUUACAGUCAUAAUUAUAUGCGUAUUUGCUGCUUCUUUUGUAAUGGUUGCCGGUAUAGUAGCCUUGUAUAAAUAUUGGCAAAAGAGAAAGAGGGAGCAAGACCAGGCACGAUUUCUAAAACUCUUUGACGAGGGGGAUGAUAUUGAAGAUGAACUGGGUCUAGGUUAUAUAAUAUGACAAUGACAUGUGAAGACAUUUUGGACCCUAAUUUUUUUUAUAUGUGUAAAAAAAUGGCAUAUAGUGUUUGUAAAUGAUACAAGCUUGGUUGCAAAGUUUUGGUCAUUAGCACAUUGCAAUCUUUUUCAACAGUCA